AAGAUAUGAAUCGAAAUGACUUAUAGUUGCAGAUUAUUUAAACAACUGGUAGCUCGCAUAGAUUAUUAUUAUAACAAAAAAUUGUUAUAAAAACCGAACAGACAAUUCGUUUUGCAAGUCUGAAAUUGCGAUACACUCGUUGAUACAACUCGUUGUAAUAUAAAAAAGAAGAAACGAAAUCGUCUAUCAAUGUUAUCAGUUGAGUGACAACACAGUUCAUACAGUUUGUAAUUAUUUUGAAAAAUUUUAUUGAGCACUUUACUGCUUAUUGACACGAAGCGUAUACAUUCAUAUUUUUUACCUGCCGGACUAAGUUCAAUCAACCAAAAAUUCCAUUUCGAAUUGCAAUAAAACAAACCCAAAAUUAUGUCGUUGAAACCAUCAACCCCAGAUCGACGUCAUCAAUUUCCACAUGACCAUCUACCACCAUCACGUAUACCCCAACCAUCUCCACAAUUAUUGCGACGCUCGCUCUCACUGCGUCUGCGCAACACAACCCUCAACAUAUUAGAUAAUAAUCCUACACAGUUAAAAUCACCCACAAAGUCACCAUUAAUCCAAAGACAACGAUCGAAUUGUACGAAAAAUCAAUUGCACAGUUCAAAAUCGCUAACAAAUAUUGGUAAUAUGGCCGAAGAAGCUGCCUAUUUAAAUGGUAAAGUGGAUGCCAACGAUGGUGGUCCGUGUGCGGAAACAAAGCAUAGUCCAACGAGUGUAACAGUAUGUUGUAAACAGGCAUCGAAAAAUUGUUUGGCCAAAAGUCAACAUGGAAUGUCAUUGAACCUGAACCGCCACAGUGACAAUGGCUCAAUUCAACGAACACAAAACCGAAGUGCUCAGACACCCCAAAGUCCACACACACCAGCUGGUCUACCACCAAAUUUUAAGCAAAAAUUAACUCCACAAACUCCACCCCAAACACCCGAAUCGCCACUGAAUGGUUAUAUGGACGACGACUUGGAUUCGGUUUACAGUUAUACUUCAAUGGCAUCGGGACGAUCGGCAAUAUCAACGUGUGAACAUCCAUACGUGGCACGGAAUGGUACAACAUUCAGUGGACGUAAAAUGAAGUAUGUCGUUCAUUGCUCGAGCUAUGCGGGUCAGACGGGGGACGAUUACUUAACGCCCACACAGAGAGCACAGAAACACAUUAGAAGAUUGAAGAUUUUGCUGUCUCAAGCGCGCAUGGACUUGGAGCAAAGAGAUAGUGAAAUUUUGAGACUAACGAAGGAGGUAGUGGAAUUACGGCUCUUCAAAGCGUCGCUCAGUUCGCCAGAAGAACGAUCCAAUUCAAGUGAUGCAAUUACAGUACGAGAAAUCAACGAUCCAAAAACAUCAACAGACGUUUCGCCUAUCGUAGUUGACACGGAUAUGGUCGACGAAGUAUCCAAGUGUAGUCCACGGCAUGUAUCGUAUCACACAAGCAUCAAUCCAGCCCAACAUUAUUUGGAAAAAAUUAGCAAUUCCGAAAUGCAAAGUUCGUUCGCCGAUUCAGGCCAUUUCGAAGAUAUAACGGUAUCGUCGAUCAAUUCGAAAGAUUCGUUCGUACAAACCAGAGAUGUGGCUUGCGGUGACGACACCGACGAUCUCGUCAAAAUGUAUGAACAGAAAAUUGAAGAAUUGAUUAAAUGCCAAAAUGAAGAGAAACAAGAAACUCGGGACAGUCAGAGCAGAGUUGAGGGAUUGUUGGUUAAGUUGGCUGAAUGCAAUGAACGGUACGCUGAUCUGGUGCCCGAUUACGAGCAGGCAAAAGAGCGAAUUCGUGAGUUGGAGAAACAAUUGGAGGAACUGCAAAAGAAGUUGCAAGAACAAGAAGACAAGCAAAAUAAAAUGUACUUGCACAUGUACACCAAAGGACAGGAAUCCGAACGUAUCAGUCAUGCUGAUAAGGUCCUAGAAUUGGCCAGUCAAUCGGGUGCUGCUGGUCGAGUGUCCGUUCCUGAGCUAAUACAUCAGUUGCAAGUUACACAAAAUGAAUUGGAGAAUAUCAGGGAGGAAACAAAUUAUCUACAAGAAAACGGAAACUCUCAAGUUCUUUUGAGUGCAAAAGAAGCCAUUUCAUUAUGGCUGUUGGGAGCUAGAAAGACCAUGUACCGACGACUGAUCGAAGCACAACAAACUAAGAGUAAAGUGGAUCCAGAAGUGACGUUACAGUUUCUGAAAAGCGCAAUUUACUACUUUUUAACCGAUAAAGAAAAUACCCAAGGUCAUUUGAAUGCGAUCGAAAGUAUUUUGGGUUUUUCGGAACUGGAAAAAUUGAAUAUUGAUCGAGCUAGAGCGGCUAAGUAGAGAACGUGAAUUGUGAAUUGUAGGUAAACAGAGAAAAAUGUUUAAACUUUGCAUUAGAUUCAAUAUUUAGUGCGUCAGCUUAAUGAUCUAAUUGGAUGUCUAAUUUUAAUUUAUUCAAAUUGUUUUUAGGUGUUUUCUUUCGUAAUUUAUAAGAAAAAAAUAAUUUUUGAUGGGAAAAAAAUGAAGAAAUUUGUAUUACGUGUCUAAAAAUGUGUGUUGUGUACACUAAAACCGUUAUUUUUAUUAACAAAAUGUUUAUUUCCUUUAAAGGAAUAUCAAUUUCUAACAUUUUAAGUUUGUUAAUUCAUUUGCCAAGCAAUAACACGCAUUAAAGUGUACCAAAAUUUGAAGA
This is a messenger RNA of Bradysia coprophila, 2641 nucleotides long. RefSeq names its product GRIP domain-containing protein quick-to-court (gene qtc). NCBI's taxonomy places the organism in Eukaryota, Metazoa, Arthropoda, Insecta, Diptera, Sciaridae. The record is from RefSeq and is a predicted model, not a curated record.